GUAGAAGGAGGCAGAAGGACGAGAGGACGAGCAGGAUCAGAACAGAAAACGUCUCUGCUGAACUUUGAGGGUGGGAAACGUUCUGCGUCGGGUUCUUCAUUCUGUGACGUGAGUCGUGUGACUGUGAUAUGCGGACGCUGAUGACGAUGAGGUUCAUGGAUGAGCUCAUGAAUGUGCAGGUGAAGCUGCUUCCCUGUAAUUUAUUUAAUUAGAUCGGACCUUUAUUUUAAAGGGAACUAAAUUUAAAAUACAUUUCAGUUUUUAAUGUCCAAAUUUGUACUUGAGUCUAAAACUAUUCAGACUUUUUGUGCUACAACCUAUAGUGUGUAUCUUUCAACCAGGUGAGCCAGAACCCAAAAUGAGCCCAACAGAACCUCCAAGGCUCUGGAGAAUCAUAGUCAUCAUUGACCUGCUAAUGGAGGGGUCACAUCUCUGAAUGUGUGUGUGCAGGCUUUAACUUUAACAAACAUGUUCACAGGAAAAAAUGAAAGUUUAGAUUUGAUCAAUUUUUGAAUGCAACCAUUUGCUCAACUGGACUUUGCUGAGAUUUGUUGGGUUUUCAUUUUUUUAUUGUUAAGUCUUAAACCUUAUAAACAUCCUUCACGUGAGUUGAUCAUAUAGACACCAACUGAGCUGACACAUCUGCUCAAUCUAUGGGGGUUAAGAUGAACCAAAAUGACGACCAACAUGAAAAGUACAAACAUGUAAACUAUAAACAGGUACGAGUCUGAUUCUGACCUGGACAAUAGAUUGUCUCAACAGGAAGACGAACUGAUGGAAGACGACCAGGAUGACAACAUCGCCAUGAAAACGCCUCAGUGUGUGUGGGCGUGUGUGUGUGAUUUUAGGGCUGUGGUUAGAAUUGAGUUUUGGUUCGGAUUAGAGCAAAGAUUAGACGUCUGCCUUUAGUUGUGAUGUUAGAGUGAGGGGCGAGGGAGGCAUUAUGUCAAUGGAGGUCCUCACUUUGAUGUAAGUACAAGAAUGUGUGUGUGCACGUGCGUGCGUGUGUGUGUGUGUGUGUGUGUGUGUGUGUGUGCAUGUGUGCGUGCAUGUGUGUGUAUGUGUGUGUACACGCGCGUGCGUGUAUGUGUGCGUGUACGUGUGUGUGUGUGUGUGUGUGCGCGCGUGUGUGUGUGCGUGUACGUGUGUGUGCGUGUGUGUGUGCGUGUACGCAUGUGCGUGUGUCAUGCAGCGCAGGUGAAGUCAGCUGGCAGCUGGUGGUGCCACGGUUCUGGUAGGACCUGCUUAACGUGUGUGUGGUGUCCAGGCGCUGGGAACCGGGUCAACGCGACAACUGGACCGGCCACAAGCUCGGCAGGACCGAAGACUGUGCCCACAUUCACUCGAGCGGGCGCCUCAAUGACCUGCACUGCUCCAUCAGAAUGAAAUAUAUAUGCCAGAAACACAGUGUGAAGGCUGAAGGCGGAGGAGUGUCUAUGUCCCCAUAAUAAACACACUGUUACAGGCAGAACGUCUGGAGGUCACAUGAUGUGUUCACAUCGUUCACGACAACAGGUUAUGCACAAUGAGGACGCGCUCAAGCACGCAGGCAAACACACACACACACACACACACACACACACACACACACACACACACACACACACACACACACACACACACACACACACACACACACACACACACACACGUCAGAACGUCUCAUGAUGUGUUCACAUGGUUUACGACCACCUUCACCUGUUCGAGUCAGUGCUGAGCACAGUCAGAUCCAGGUUCACACGUUAAUCUGCUUGUCCAUUUACUGAUCAGUUAAACUGAACAUUAACUCACAUCAAACUCUAAAUGCAUUUGUACCUUGUGUGUCUGAACAGAAGGAUGUGAUUUAACAGUAAAUACUCUUGUUAUUAUCUUCAUGAAGCUGUUCCACAGGUGUAAACACACAGAGCGGAGCUUCCCUUUGGUUUACAGCAGGUGGCAUCAGACGGAGGCCCAGUGACCACCGUGUUCUCAGAACCAUGGAGCCUCUGAGUGACCCGGUCACAGCAGCACGGGUCCAAAGUGCGUUUGGUGCAACGACCUCCGCUCAGUGUUUGGACAGGCAGUGUUUGUCAGUGGAGGGUCUGGGAGAGAAGAGAAGCACGAGAAAGAUGACGACAGAAUACCACGACGAGCCCGAGGACGACAGCAGCUCCUUCUGGAACAAAGAACCCACGUUCGCCGCUUUCUCUGGCGUCUCCAGGUUCAGACGAUGGCUCAUCCCUGCUCUGACGGCUUCACUGGUCCUGGUUCUGGUCAUAGCGCUGGGAGCCAGCAACGCCAGUUUGUCGAGGCGCCUGUGGUCUGUGGAGACCAUUGUCUCCAACCUGAGUGACUCUCUGAGCUCCAGCCAGCAGCUCAUUCAAGAUGCAGCUAAAGACGUGACCCGGCUGAAGUUUUCUGUGGAGACCAACAGGGAGCAGCUGAGCUCAGUGUCUGCAGCCCUCAAACAGCUCUCGGUUCUGGACACCGUCAGCCGGACCGUGGCGACGCUCAAGUGUUCCCUCGAACGCCUCAUGAAAAACGCUUCAGCGCCGGACGGCUGUUGUCCUCUGGGCUGGGAGCUGUCCGGGUCCAGCUGCUACCUGUACAGCAAGACGGCGCUGACGUGGCCCGAAGCCAGAGACUGGUGCAACGGACACGAGUCCCACCUGGUCAUCCUGCACAGCGACGAGGAGUGGGACUUUGUGACCCGUCACGCUAACGGCGUCUUCUUCUGGAUCGGCCUGUCUGAUGACAGAAUCGGGAAGUGGGAGUGGGUUAACCAGACGCCGUACGUGAUGAACCGGAGGAGGUGGAGACCGAACCAGCCCGAUAGCUGGACCGGCCACGGGAUGGGCCCCGGAGACGAAGACUGCGCCCACCUUCACAACGACGGACGCCUCAACGACCUGCACUGCUCCCCAGGCUGCGCUUCAUCUGCCAGAGACACAAGCAGAGCAGCUGAACAGAACCGGACCCAGCUGGUCCACAAACAGCUGGAGCUGCUGCCGCCGACCUUCAGUGUGACAUCAGAGGAGUGAGGAAGAAGAUGGAUGAAUGGUUUUACUUUAAAAAACAACAAUGAAAUAUCAGAGUGAGGAGAAUUAAACUAUUGUCUCUCUGUAAUAAUAA
Molecule: messenger RNA, 3111 nt
Organism: Betta splendens (Siamese fighting fish)
Lineage: Eukaryota; Metazoa; Chordata; Actinopteri; Anabantiformes; Osphronemidae
Gene: asgr1a
Product: asialoglycoprotein receptor 1a
Molecular function (GO): signaling receptor activity
Source: RefSeq, a predicted model, not a curated record